CUUCCUUGCCGCUGAGCGAUGUUUUGAAGGGGAAAUGGGUUCAGAUUUCUUUGAUGGGGACGGAAGGGGGAAGUAAAUAAUCGAAAAGUCUCUAAUAUCGGGCAAUAUACAUAAGCGACUAUCAACCAGCGUCCAUGCCGUUUCCUUGCUCCUGAAAAAAUUCAACUGGAUAACCUCCUGGAUUCGUAAGACUUAAGUUUGAAUUCUGUCCACUCCUGUCUUUGUUAACGUACGGUAACGUAAGUCGUACAGGCAACGUCUGUAAUAAAGUACAGAAUAAAUUACAGUACCAUUGGCAUGAAUAGCUUAACAUUUUAAUGACUUUAUGUUUACUAGGCUUUACUGUUCUGAUACAUUUCUGGCUACCAGGCGAUGGAAAGCAGAGGAUCACAGUCUGGAUUGUGCGAACAAAGGAUAUGUUAACUUGACCGAAACGGAUCAAUGAGUAUAUUAUCAAUAGCGCGUUUUCCAAAAGCGGAAAUACUGGACUUGAUAUCUAGAAGUUGCCAUUAAUGUGGCUAGAGUUAGAAAAUUACACGGAAGAAGAUGGCAGCAACUAAAGGCAAAGCUGGACUAAAUAAUGAAAGCAGUUCUGGUCGGGAUAGUGGCAGGACAGACGCAGGAAGUCCCACGUUAUCCGCAGGGGCCGCAUCCCUGACCAUCAGCAGGACCUACACACUAGAUGACCUGGACACCAUUGCCACUGUUGGUACAGGAACCUUUGGAAGGGUUUUUCUGGUGAAGGAUAAAAAGACAAGAGGUUUUUUUGCUCUGAAGGCGAUGAAAAUCCCAGAUGUAAUUCGUCUGAAACAGGAGCAACACGUGCAUAAUGAAAAAGAGGUUCUGACGGAGGUGAACCAUCCUUUCCUUGUCAGACUGUACUUUACGCACCAACAAUAACGAUCUCUUUACAUACAUAUUGAUUAAGUAAAUGAAUGUCAAAAACUGUUCAGCUAUUUACGCAACCGAGGACGUUUCAGCAACAGCACAGGAAUGUUUUAUUCAGCUGAAAUCGUCUGUGCCAUUGAAUACCUUCACUCCAAAGAAAUUGUCUACAGAGACUUGAAACCAGAGAAUAUACUGCUGGACAGUGAGGGGCACAUUCGAUUGACAGAUUUCGGGUUCGCUAAAAAGCUCUCUGAAAGGACAUGGACUCUAUGUGGUACUCCUGAGUAUUUGGCUCCAGAAGUGAUCCAAAGUAAAGGUCACGGGCGAGCCGUGGACUGGUGGGCUUUGGGUGUUCUCAUCUUUGAAAUGCUUGCAGGGCAUCCACCAUUUUUUGAUGAUAAUCCCUUUGGCAUCUACCAGAAGAUCCUGUCCGGAAAGCUGGAGUUUCCACGGCAUCUGGAUUUCUAUGUAAAGGACCUAAUCAAGAAGUUUCUGGUGAUUGAUCGGGCAAGAAGACUUGGAAACAUGAAGAAUGGAGCUGAUGAUGUGAAGAAGCACAGAUGGUUUAAGUCAGUAGACUGGGAUUCUGUGCCCUGUAAAAAACUCAAGCCACCCAUAGUUCCAAAGGUAUCUCACGAAGGUGACACGUCUAACUUUGACACCUAUCCAGAGGAUGAGUGGAAGAAGGACACACCAGUACCAGCUAAGGAUCUGGAAAUUUUCAAGAACUUCUGAAAAAAAUAUUCUUUUUAAUGAAUAAAAAGACAGGACUGGUAGAAGAUAAUUAUUUAGAGCUGAAGUUUUAACUUAACUGUUCAGGGGAUAUUAAAAGGUCAUAGCUACAUUAUUAUAGGCAUGUCUUGCCUGCUUGUCCCUGAGUCCUGCACACUUGAGAAACAGAGACAGACUUCUUCUGAUCAUCAUUAUUGUCAACAUAAUCAUGGUCAAACAUUUACAGAGGAAACAGUUCAUCACUUCAGCAUCAUCUAUUAAGUGUUGAGGAACUUGAUUCAACACCCUCUAAAUCUCUUAUAUUAUGCAAAAUGUAUGUUUUUAAAGAGUUUAAAUAAGCAAUAUCAAGGUUCUUUUUGCUGGUCAAAACAAUGUCUUCACUUAUGCUUAAAUAUGUAUGGUCAUGGUUGUGUUAUGGCUUUAUAUCUUAAAAAGCUUGCUGAAUUAGAGCUUUAAGCCUGACCAAUUUAGUUUUCUGGUUAUCUGAACUUGCUGUGUUGAUCCUUUCCUCCCACAUGGUAUUACUGUAUAAAUUUCAUAACAGUUUCACACUGCACUCUCGAGCAGGCGUGUAAACAAAGCAAAAGCGUAUAUGCGACAUUAUGCUUUUAUACUUGCAGCUUUUUUCCGGCAUAACAACAUAGCCAGUCUAUACAAAAAAAUGCAUUGACGAUGUAAAUGAAACCAAUGCAUUUUAAAAUGGUAAUUUUUUGAAAUAAUUAAGACUACAAAAUGUGUAGUCUGAAAUGUAAUUUACAUGUAGGCCAUGUUUCAAUCCAAAAUGUCAUUAAUCUACAGAACCCAAAUUUCAAACUAUAGCGAUGACUUCGAUUCAGUCAUAUUUACUAAAUAGAAAGGGCUGCUGUGUGUGUGUGUGUGUGUGUGUGUGUGUGUGUGUGUGUGUGUGUGUGUGUGUGUGUGUGUGUGAUAAUUCACUCCUGUUUUUUAUUUGUACACUGUAACCUUUUGAUGUUGUAUGUAAACCCAUCAGAAGAAAAAAAAGGCUUUGGCAAAUUAUAAAAGUUAUAAUUAUGAGGGGGAAAGGGUGAAAUUAUGAGUUAAAAAGCUAGAAUUAUGAGAUAAGUUGUUAAAUUUUGUUUCUCAUUGUGACUUUAUAUCUCAGUUUUGACUUUGAUGACAUAAAUUAUAACAAAAGUCAUGAUGGAAUUCUGAAAUAAUUUGUCUUAAUUGAUUUUUUUUUUUAUAAAGUCCCCCCCCCCCCCCCCAAUAGUCGCAAUUAUAAUUUUGAAAUAAAAAAAGUUGUGAUUAAAGUUGUGUAAAGUAAGUGAUUAUAAUUGGAAAUUGAGAUUAAAAAGUCAUGACUGUGUUUCAACUUGUGUCAUGACAUUUGAUCUCAUAAUAUGAGAUUUUCGACUUUUGUCAUUAUUUAAAACUUGUUGUCAUUUGUAUUUUUAUUACUACUUUUAUCUCAUAAUUAUAUCUCGUUACAGUUUCUUUGUCAUAAUUUCAACCUUUUAUUUCAUAAUUAUGACUUGCUCAAGUAAUAAUGUAGACACUUUGUCAUGAUUUUUUUUACCAAAGCUUUCAUACAUAUGAGUCCCAAAAUAAAUGCACAGGAGUCAUCUACAGUGUGAAACUACUGUGCUGCUUUUUAAUUAUUUUUCUAAGUAUACAUACAUUAGACGGAUGUGUUUGACCAUUGCGCUGUGUCUAGCUUAUUUUUACUUUUGCAUCAGCGCUACAUUAAAGCAAGUUAAAAAAAAAAACUUGCUUUCCAUUCAGCUUGCCUUACUGUCCAUUCAUCAGUGUUCAUCAGUGUUGCGGCCCUGCAGUUAGAUACUAUUGUGCAGCAUCUUAAGUUGACCACAGAAGUGCAGUUUGUGUGAACGGCCCCACAUUCCUGCCAGGAUGUCAGACUAAGAAUAGCAGGUGAAGUAGAGGCAGUAGCACUUGUCUAACCUCACAAACCUGUAGGUAACUAAUAAAUUAACAUUAUGAGAUGCCUGUUCACAUACUUUGGCUGUUGUGCUUGAUGUUCUGUAUGUGUUUACUAAUUGGUUAAGUGCAUAAACAAUUUAAUACCCAGGUGUUUUCUAAAGUUGCCUUUCAUAGUUAUGGGGGUGAAUUUAGCAAACACAGUUUACAUUGUCUCGUAAUGCUACUUAAUAUAUGUUUGGCAUUUAAAAGCCUUGCAUAAUGGGAAGAGAAUUGACUAUGGUGUGAAAUGCUUUAGAAAUGUAGCUACUGUGUGUAUGUUCAUCAAAACAAUUCUUCCUGUUUCUGGACUUCCAUAGUUUUUCUUAACUGCUUUUGUCUGAAGCAGUAAUAUAUCAUUGUAAAGUGUACUGAAUAUCAUUUCUUGAAUUGACUGUUCUUUUUAAAUUGCAAAUGCAGUUUUAUACUAAGGAAACCAACUUGCAGAUUUCAUAUGGACUUGACAGCUGUUACCAUCUUGUGGAUUAUUAUUACUUUUUUUAUGUUUGUUUGUCAUUGUUUCCUGUGUGAAUAAUUUUGCUGUAUUCUAUUUUCUUUUUUUACACUUGUUUGAGGGGGAAAAAUUGUAAUUUAUAUUGUUUGCAACAGCAAAAGCUAAAAUGAAGUUCUAUGAACUUAAAAAUUGACACAAACCAAGCAUAGGAUUUUAUACUGGUUUUUAAUCACACUUUUUUUUUUAGUUUAUCGGUACAUUCAUUUUAUUGCCUUCUGAACAUUAUUGUGUAUUUAAGAUGGUACAAGUGCAAUAUUACCUGCAACCGAGCUGUUAUAAAAACUUGAGAAAUUCUGCAAAUUCUAUAUCCAUGAAAAUAAACUGAACUUUUCAUGUGG
Molecule: messenger RNA, 4407 nt
Organism: Cyprinus carpio (common carp)
Lineage: Eukaryota; Metazoa; Chordata; Actinopteri; Cypriniformes; Cyprinidae
Product: cAMP-dependent protein kinase catalytic subunit PRKX-like
Exons: 8
Biological process (GO): protein phosphorylation
Molecular function (GO): ATP binding; protein serine/threonine kinase activity
Source: RefSeq, a predicted model, not a curated record